Dicrocoelium dendriticum is the source of this 6641-nucleotide messenger RNA. The record is from the annotation of a GenBank genome assembly. NCBI's taxonomy places the organism in Eukaryota, Metazoa, Platyhelminthes, Trematoda, Plagiorchiida, Dicrocoeliidae.
CUACCUAAACCUGUAUAGGUGUUCUAAUGGUGCUACGGCUGGUUGAGUAAUCAACUUUAUGAGUGAUGGGACAACAGAACAUGCUCAAUGACCCGACAGACAACUUUAGAACCCGUUUGUUGAUAUUUGGACGCCAUUGCAAGGUACUACUCUGGAAAAAUGUGCUUCUGCGUCGUCGUAAACCACUGUUUCUGACAAUCGAAUUGCUGCUACCUCUCCUGAUACCAGUUGUAAUCAUCGCUGUUCGAACCCGCGACGCUGACAAAAUAGUGCCAAACUGCUUCACACAAACAGUGGCUAUGCCUAGCAUGGGGUUGCUGAGUUAUGUACGAUCCAUGAUAUGCAACUUCAACUAUUCGUGUCAGCAGAUCCAACCACCUCCGCUUACGUUCAAAUGGAAUUUCACCUCAUUGCUACGAAUGACACAAAGCCUGAUGUGGCUUUUGGAUACACAUCGAUUAUCCAGCGACCCACUGGGUUACGCCAUGGCAGCGUCAACCGCAGUCGAGGAUAUUGAGGAGAUUUACGCUAUUGUUGCUGGUUUCUUUGGGAAUUAUUCGCCCUUGAUGACCGCGCUACAGAAUUCGAGUGAUGCCAAGAACCUUUACUCCACUGAAAUAUUAGACUACAUUGGGAAUCUUUCGAGAAUUAUUUGUGGUGUACCAGUCAUGCAAAAUGACAUUGGAAUGUUAGUUUCGCUACUGAAAAACAGGCCUCACUCUUCUGGAGAAGAGUCACAAGAUGAAGGGAUGAGCAAGCCAAACAGUACGUGUGCAACAAUUAAACGCUUUUUACUCCAACCAUACAUCAGAGAGUACACAGAACGCCUGAGAUUUUUCGCGUUUGGUACCGUCUAUUAUUAUCCAUCUACACCGGAAACGGAGGAUAUCAUGCAGAGGUCCAACGUAACACACCGAAUGCUGCAAGAGUUAUCCAACCUUAUGGAACAUUACUUGCACAAUACAAGCCAAGCAUUGAAAAGUUUAUUCUACAAUGACACUAUUAUCCAACAAUGGAGAUCUAGACUUCACUUCUGUGAAAGUCAGUUGCUCUCGAUUUCUGAUAGGCUUACUCGAUUUUGUCGUUCCGUCUUGUUGCUCCUUAACAACCGGACUAGUAUCAUCAGUUUAUUGGAUAAAACUGAUAAGUGGGUAUCCAAUACACAUCGGCUUCUGAGGUGCAUGAAUUUACAGUAUCGUAUUCUCCCCAUCAGAAACCAGACCGAAAUGCAAAAUGUCAUGGAGCUUGUUCGGACGUUGGCGUUUCCACCUUCUAUACUUAUACUAUUUCGACGUAUACCCAAAGGGACACAUGUGCCAAAUGGAACUGCUACGAAUUACACAGUAUACGAAGUUGUUCUACGCACUGGUCAAUUUCGGAUCGAUAGUACGGACGCUUUCAAGGUAUUAGAUCGCAGAUGGUCUCCAGCUCCUAGACAAAACCCCGCUUCUGGAGAUGUGCGCUACCUGACAAGUGGUUUCAUGGACAUUCAAGAGGAGAUUGGUAGAGCCAUAUUAUCUGUUGUUGCUGGCGGAACAGACAAACCAGAAAAUUCCGUCGCUCCAGCAGAAUGGGAUAUAGGCCAAGAGUUUCGGUUUAUUCCAAUCCCUUGCUACGUUUCACGGGAGUUUGUGGGACGCGUUGCUAAGAUACUUCCCCAAUUUAUGCAUUUCUCCUGGAUUCUGAUGGUGAUGAUCACAACAAAAUAUAUAAUAGAAGAGAAAGAAACAGGCUUAAAAGAAUUCACCAAAGUUGUCGGGCUAUCCAACCUCACGCAUUGGUGUGCCUGGUUUGUGACCUUGGUGGUGCCGGCAUCCGUUGAAGCCAUCAUCAUCACCGUGCUGCUAAAGUUUGGUAACAUCAUCCCGCUCAGCGAUUGGUUCAUGCUGACUCUGUUAUUUCUAUCCUACGUCUCCGCUGUGAUAAGCUUCACUUUCAUGUGUUCAACUCUGUUCCGUCGUGCCAAUUUUGGGGCGAUAGUAACUGGGAUUUUAUACUUCAUACUCUACCUACCUUCUCUGUUGGUGUUGGGUAAUGAAAAUUCUCUUCAUCCAGGCAUAUUAACUGUGGUGUGUCUAUCCUUCCAAGUGCCUUUUAAUCUCGCCUUAUACUAUUUCAUUAGAAUUGAAACACGAGGAUUUGGAGCGAUGUGGAUCGAUUUUUGGGAAACGCAAUAUGCCACGGACGUAUUUUCCAUUGGAAAAUGCAUCAUGAUGCUCUGGCUUGACUCUCUAAUCCACUGGUUUCUAGCGUGGUAUCUAGAAGCCGUCUUACCGAGCAACUUCGGUCAUAGAAAACCGUUUUACUUCAUUCUUACCAAAGAAUUUUGGUGCAAAGUGCAACACCCAUCCGCUGCUGACGAAGUCGGUGUUACGAGUGGCUUGAUUGAUAGCUGCCCAAAAGAUAUCGGACCACUGUGUGUAGAAGCACCAGCUAAAGACCAAACUGUAAGCGUUAGGCUAGAAAAUGUGUGCAAGAAAUAUUCGAGAGAUAAAGUCCCUGCUUUGAAUUGCUUAACGCUGAACUUUUACUCAAACCAGCUAACCGCUCUACUUGGACACAACGGUGCAGGUAAAUCCACAUUGUUAUCCAUCCUGACUGGUAUGCAGCGAGCUACAAGUGGGAUCGUACAGGUAGCCAAUUUUGACAUCCAUCGUCAUCUGCGCCAUGCCCGUGAGCAUCUAGGAUUUUGUCCGCAGUACAAUAUACUAUACAAUGAUCUUACUGUGACUGAACACCUUCAGUUUUACGCGCGGCUAAAGGGGGUACCAAUGAUGGAUGUUAUCAAACAGAUUGAAGAUUUUGUUUUAAUACUUGGCUUUCAGGAUAAACGGAAUUGUAGGGCAAAGCAUUUGUCAGGGGGACAAAAGCGAAAACUUUCUGUCGCUAUCGCCUUCAUUGGUAAAACAUCUGUCGUUUUGCUUGAUGAGCCCACCUCCGGAGUAGACCCAUUUUCAAGACGUGCAAUUUGGGACCUAUUGAUUCGUUUCAAAAAGAACAGAUGUAUUGUUUUUACCACACAUCAUAUGGAUGAGGCAGAAAUGUUGGGUGAUCGAAUCGCGUUGUUAUCACGAGGUACGUUGAAGUGUUUUGCGUCUAGCUUGUUUUUGAGACUCAAUCUUGGAAAAGGCUAUCGACUAACAUUGUGCCGUGCUUCGCAAGGAGAAGAUCAACAAGAAAGACUCGUUGAAUCUUUAGUGGCUGUAAUUCAGCGCUUAUUGCCCGGCAGCCGGUUGGCCGAAGUUGCCGGUCCAGAAGUUGUCUUUCAAGUUCCAACAAUUUGCGGUUUAGACGGCAAACUCGGAGAAUUUUUAACGCUGCUUGAUGCGGAAGAUUCACCAACAGUAUUGUAUAACCAAAUUUCGGAAUUUAGGAUUUCUUCCUACACCCUGACGGAUAGCACCUUGGAGGAUAUUUUCCUUGAACUGGUUAGUGACGGUGGAGGCGAAGCAAUAGCAAAUAAAGAUGCGCUUUUUUCUGAGUUGGAAAAUCCAUUUAGACUGGAAAUUAUAAGUGCUCCGCUUGACGACACAGGCGACACUAUUUCGUCAUUCCCUGAGAAUAAAGGUGGUGAUCAAGAUAUAUCAGCCAACUCGGUGUCUAUUUUUGAAGUAGCAUUGGAUUCACCCAGCUGUUUCGUUAACUCCAGCAGAAUGCUACUGCUUGGGCAACUCCAUGCCAUGUUUGCUAAAAGGUUUAAUCAUGUUAAGCGCUUCAAACGUGGGUGGUUGAUCGAAUUUCUCCUUCCCGCUUUUUUAUUAAUUAUGGCCAUCCUGUUCAUGCAGUCAGUCACAACACCGCUGGACAAUCCACCACUUCCACUACAUCCGUGGUGGAUGAUUUAUCGGAGGCCCAAAACUGAACUAAUUACGUUCUAUGAGAACAACAUGUACUUGUCAGGAGACCCCGUUCUGUCCAACACAGCCGACAAACUGGCACGUCGCAUUGCGUCGGCCUACGAGAGAGCCAUGAAUGAUCCGAACGGCUGGACUGGUACACGGUGCAUGCCCAGGCACGCAUACCAUUUUGAACCAUCUAACCUUCAAACUUGCAACACUACCGGGGAAAUGAACAUAUGGAGACCGUACCGAGAGUUAAAAUCGUUUCAGAUGCAGACUGUACGAAAUUCCUCCACUUUAUGUUCCUGCACAUGUGGGUCUGGACAACUGAAAUGCCCUCCCUCGGCGACGCAGUCGAUUAGGCCUCCGAUGUUACGCCUCCAAACUGGAGAUACUUUGUUGAAUCUUUCAUCUUACAAUAUGACCGAAUACAUGGUAGCAACCGGAGCUGAUUUCAUCCUGAGGCGUUUUGGUGGUCUCAGUUUCAUACAAAACUCUGCAGAUGUGGCCUCGAGAACGAAGUGGAAAGAACUGAUGAGACAAACCAAUCCGCUCCUCGAAUGGCUAGGUCAAAUGACUGCUUCAAAGGACACUAGCACAAUCGACCCUUUUUGGAAGCAUCUGGCAAAUGUGGUCGGUUCUAUGUUGCCAGCUCCAUAUCACCUACAAAUAUGGUUCAAUAACAGGGGAUACACUUCUGCUCCGGGCUAUUUGAAUCUUUUGCAGAACAUGCAACUGAGAAUGCUGCUGAGCGAAAACGCUAGUCACCCAUUCAACCCGUCACAUGGAAUUGUCUUCGUCAACCAUCCCACAAAAUUACCUCCCAGAACUAGCAGAGCGUUGAUGACAGACCGUGUCUCGUUGUUUGAGCUUACAUUGGUUGCAUUCACCCUAUUGGCACUUUCUUUUAUUCCAUCGAGUUUAGUAACCUUCUUGGUGUUGGAAACACACACCGAUGCUAAGCACUUGCAAUUUGUCUCUGGUUUGAAUGUAUACCUAUACUGGUUCAGUGCCUUUCUAUGGGACAUACUGAGUUACACCUUGUCUGCCUCACUGUGUGUUCUGGUGUUUGUGGCAUUCCAAAGGCACUCCUUCAUUGGCUCUGACACUAUUGUUGCAUUUCUGCUGUUGACGUUUCUGUACGGUGUAGCUGUUCUACCAAUGAUGUAUCCAUUCUCUUUUGUGCUAAGAAAUCCCAGUACUGCCCUUGUUGUGGUGACCACGUUUAAUCUGUUACUGGGUUCGGUGACGCUGAUGACCACUUACCUACUGGAAGUGCUGGCUGGCCAGUAUCCAAAACUGAAAUUGCUGAAUACUGCUUUGCAAGACUUGUUCCACCUCCUACCACAGUACUGCCUUAGUAGUGGUCUCUACGAGCUCAGCGUACGUUCUGUUCAAUUGGAGUAUGUAGCAAUGGGACUCAUUCCGCCUUUUCACAGUGAUCCGUUUGCUAUGCGGAUACUCGGAUCAAAACUCAUUGCGUUGGUAGUGCAAUCAGUUGGAUUUUUCCUAGUUGUUUUGACCAUUGAAACCAAUUGCUUUGGCGCAAGUUGUGUAAAGAAGUUAGUGGGAAAAAUGAAGGAAAAGAGUAGAAACAUUUUCGCAGCAGAGUUGUCCAGACGAGGAACAAUUGAUGAUGUUGAGAAGGAAGUCAUGGAAGAGAAGCGACGAGUUUGUGAGCUUUAUCAAUCCGGUAGAUUGUCCGCAGCCUCCACAGUUGGCGCUAUCAACUUGACAAAAAUUUUCCGACGUCACAAAGUGCCUGCGGUAAAUCAUCUGACGUUCGCAGUCCAUACAUCCGAGUGUUUUGGUCUCUUGGGGCUAAAUGGGGCGGGAAAAACAACAACGUUUCGCAUGCUCACAGGUUUAACGCGCCCCACUUGGGGCUCAGUGUUUAUCAAUGGAAAAGAUGCUGCAGAUCGACAAUUCAACAACUUCGGGUUUUGUCCCCAAUUUGACGCGCUACUUGAAUCACUAACAGGUCGGGAAACGUUGUUAUUGUACGCCCGGUUGCACGGAAUAACUGGGUCAAUUAUUGCAUCGUAUGUUGAUCAAAUACUGAAGGAUAUGGGGCUGGGUCUCCAUGCUGACAAAAUUAUCAAAUCUUAUUCUGGUGGAAAUCGCCGUAAGUUAUCCACGGCGAUAGCAAUUCUUGGCAACCCGAAAGUUGUGUUUCUGGAUGAGCCUACAAGUGGUGUCGACCCCAUCUCCAAAAGACUCCUCUGGAAACAGAUUCGCAGGCUGUUGGAUGCCGGUACUUCUGUCGUUCUCACCACACACAGCAUGGAAGAAUGUGAAGCACUGUGUAAUAGGCUAGGAAUCAUGGUUGCAGGUGAGUUUGAAGCACUUGGCUCGGUUAACGAGAUGAAAGAACGUUUCGGUGGUGGCUACACUGUGGAUAUGCGAAUCACACCAGGUACUUCGGUGACUGAGCAAAUUAAGGAUUAUUUAGAUCGGAACUUUGAGCCUAUCGGCCAAGAAAAGGCGCAUGAAGGUUUCCAUUCCAUACAGUUUUCACGCAAUACGAAACUGUCUAGUAUCUUCCGGAUGCUGAAUGUACUUCGCUCCAAGGGUCUGGUCAGUGACUACUCUGUGAAACAGUCGACCCUGGAUCAGGUAUUCGUCAACUUUGUUCGGAUGCACAUGGAACGGAAGCUUAAAACAGAUGAAGAUGAUAUCUUUGACGGUGUAAUCCAACAAUAAGUUUGGAACACAUGUACAGUGUCCAGCCAAUUGCACAUUCCAUUUUUUGUGUAAUAUAUAUGUAUAUAUAUAUAUAUAUGUUUAUAUAUACUGUCGCAG